AGUGCGAAGGGAACAGCGAAAAGUUAACUUCAUUGACCCAAGCGAAGAUGUAGAAAUUGGGAGUAGACUUUGAAAACUCCGAAACUGCCGAAUUUUCUUCAUCUCCUUCCUCUUUUUUUUUCCCCUUCUUCUUUUUUUUUUUUUAAAAAAAAAAAAUUAUUUUAUUUUCUUAUUUUAUUGUUAAUGCAUUACACGUAUUACCUACCCUUUCCUUUUCUUCUUCCUAAACCAGUUUUGUAGCUCCAUCUGCCUUUGAAGAAAAUCAUAUGAAAUUACUCUGUUGGUUAAAAAGUUGACAAUUUGCAGAUCAGUUUCUCUUACCAAUUUAAGGCUGGGAUUAGGGAAUUUGAUGAGAUCCAUAAAGUGGCAAGAACCAAAGACUAAAUUCUUUGGUCCUGGGAGUUCCAGUGAUUGUGUUAAUUGAGGCUAAACAGUUUUUUUCAAGAAGAUCUUAGUGAAGAUCCUUGUUUUGGGGGUAGUUUUUGUAAUUUGGAAUAAGGAUGUCUGCAGCUCAAGAUCAAUUAGAGAUCAAGUUUAGAUUGAUUGAUGGAACAGAUAUUGGUCCCAAGAGUUAUUCUGCGGCUACAAGCGUAGCAACCUUAAAGGAGAACAUUCUUGCUCAGUGGCCUAAAGAGAAGGAUAAUGGUCCGCGGACAGUAAAAGAUGUCAAGUUAAUCAGCGCUGGAAGAAUAUUGGAAAACAACAGAACAGUGGGUGAAUGCAAAAGCCCAUUAUGUGAUAUUCCCGGAGGAGUUACGACCAUGCAUGUAGUUGUUCAACCACCAGCUCAGGAGAAAGAGAAAAAAGCAUCAGAUGACAUGAAGCAGAAUAAGUGCCUCUGUGUUAUACUAUGAUACGCAGUUCCAACGAAGGGAUGGCUACAUGCAAGAUAAAUACUGGUGGUUGUUAACAAUACUGGGUGAAGUAGUAACAAACACGAGUUGUUGGCACGCCAUCCAUUCUCAAGAUCGUAUAUGGUCUGAUUUCAUUUUCUUUUGUAUUUGCUGCUUUCUUUUUUAGUGCUUGAUGGAUGCAAAGUCCAUUCUGCAUAGAUUGAAAAUUUGUGUUGCUGUCAAGUAUACCAUUUCAUAGCUGUAGGACUCUGUUGUCUGUACAAAAUACAAAUUAACUCGUUGGCUGAGCUCAUAAUUUAAUCUUGAAUAUCUUCUUAUCUUGGUCGAUGUAAUAUAUAGAUACAAAAAAAGGAUUUGGAAUAUAUCCAAAGUUUUCUCUACUCCA
This is a messenger RNA of Lycium ferocissimum, 1239 nucleotides long. Its product is annotated as membrane-anchored ubiquitin-fold protein 2-like. Gene Ontology annotation, molecular function: protein binding. NCBI's taxonomy places the organism in Eukaryota, Viridiplantae, Streptophyta, Magnoliopsida, Solanales, Solanaceae. The coding region runs from base 501 to 854 and encodes 117 amino acids. The transcript is spliced from 5 exons. The record is from RefSeq and is a predicted model, not a curated record.